Molecule: messenger RNA, 1368 nt
Organism: Fusarium falciforme
Lineage: Eukaryota; Fungi; Ascomycota; Sordariomycetes; Hypocreales; Nectriaceae
Exons: 2
Coding region: 1-1368 (455 amino acids)
Cellular component (GO): endoplasmic reticulum
Molecular function (GO): oxidoreductase activity; heme binding
Source: RefSeq, a predicted model, not a curated record
AUGGCUUCAGGACCGGAAUUCACUGCCAAGGAGGUGGCAGUUCACAAUACGUCUGAUGACUGCUGGAUGACAAUCCAAGGGCAAGUCUACGAUGUCACCAAGUACAUUCACGAUCAUCCUGGCGGUGCAGACAUUCUCAUUGAGGCUGCUGGCAAAGAUGCGACGGUAGACUUUGACAAUGCUGGCCAUUCUGAGGAUGCCUUUGAGAUUAUGGCAGAGUAUCGCAUCGGAAAGUACAAGGGAGCUCCGAGAAAUGAUGCUCCCAAACGUGUUACUCUUCAGCCGAAAGCAACUCCAAAGCCUAAGUCAGGAGGCCGAGCUUCUGCUGUCGUGGCCACCGCGGCCGUCUCAAGUGCCCUCGCUCUGCACCAAGCUUAUCGGUUCAAUCCUGGGCUCUUGGAUGUGCUUCCUGCUUUCAAGCUUUCGUCAAAACCAAACCGAGGCUUGGGCUUCUUUGAAGGGUUUAUCCUGGCGUCUGCUCUGUUCACCGUUGCUGGCACUUACGUGGUGAAGAGACUAUCCAAGUUUCUCCAUUUCGAAGAGGGCGGCUUCAUGAGUUAUCCCCCUCACAAGAAGAUGCCCAAGGUCUCCAAGCCCAAUCCCCUCAUUCAACGUGGAUGGCUUGAUCCUUCAGCGUCCCAUGCUCUUCCACUCACUGAGAAGGAGCUGAUUGCCCCCAACGUCUACCGAUUGGUUUUUGCCUUGCCUACACCCACAACAGUGCUUGGCCUCCCGAUUGGUCAGCAUCUUUCAAUCAAGGCAGAUGUUGGAGGCAAAUCGGUCAACCGGUCGUACACACCUAUCUCCAACAACUCGGAUCUCGGUACUUUGGAGUUGGUCAUUAAGUGCUAUACUGAUGGACAACUGACAGGGGGUUACUUGGCCAACGUCGAAAUUGGAGAUGAAGUGCUAUUCCGAGGACCUAAGGGCGCCAUGCGUUAUCAGCAUGGUCUCUGCAAAAAGAUUGGCAUGUUGGCUGGUGGAACUGGUAUUACCCCAAUGUUCCAGAUCAUCCGUGCCAUCUGCGAAGAUGAUCGAGAUCUUACGGAAGUCAGCUUGAUAUAUGCCAACAGAUCAGAAGAAGACAUUCUUCUCCGGAAAGAGCUUGAGUCAUUCGCUCGUCGAUAUCCCCAGAGCUUUAAACUCUACUACCUCCUCGACAACGCCCCAGCUGACUGGAAGUAUGGGACCGGCUAUGUGACGCAGGAACUCAUGGCUGAAAGGUUUCCUGCACCUGGACCAGACUCCAAAGUCAUGUUGUGUGGCCCGCCAGGGAUGAUUAGCGCCGCUAAAAAGUCGCUGGUCAACCUUGGUUUUGAGAAGCCGGGAGCUUCGCCUAAGAUGACAGACCAGGUCUUUUGCUUCUGA